Messenger RNA from Tilletiopsis washingtonensis, 4687 nucleotides. Its product is annotated as Non-ribosomal peptide synthetase C-terminal. The coding region runs from base 466 to 4629 and encodes 1387 amino acids. The transcript has 6 exons. Gene Ontology annotation, molecular function: phosphopantetheine binding. Gene Ontology annotation, cellular component: cytoplasm. Gene Ontology annotation, biological process: amino acid activation for nonribosomal peptide biosynthetic process; secondary metabolite biosynthetic process. NCBI's taxonomy places the organism in Eukaryota, Fungi, Basidiomycota, Exobasidiomycetes, Entylomatales. The record is from RefSeq and is a predicted model, not a curated record.
CGCUGCGCUCAGCUCAUCGUCGGCGAGUGCAGCGCCGCAGCGCCGCCGCACGCCAGACCUGCACGCCUCUGCGCCUGCACACCGACCGCCGGCAGGCGUCUCCCCGCACCCGUUUUGGGCGGUGUGGCGUGGCAUCGGGGAGCACGCAAGUGCGGCGUGCCUCGUUCCAGAACGCGGCGUCGGGCGCAGGUCCGCCCGGGCGUGCACCCGGCCCCGCUCAGCCGUCAGCACCCUGCGCCGAGAGCUCGCUGGGGCCCCGCCAUCGCUGGUGGGCGCUGUCAGCAGGGAGCGCAGCAGUGCCUGCCGAGCGCCGGCACACUGCAGGAUCGCCGUCAGGCCGCUGGUUCCUGAGCAUUGCUCGCCGUGCCUGCCACGCUCAGCUGGUCCUUAAAGAGGGACAUGCAGCCGCACUGGGCUGUCGGGCGCAUCGCCGUGUUUCCCCCUCUCCCUCGUCCUGGCGCUCCGAUGGCCCGGCCAUACCUGCUGCCCAGCCCCUUUGGCGCCGCUCCCUCUCCUCCCGCAGGCGUGCGCACUCUGCCCGACAUCUUCGCCCACCGCGCCCGUUUGCAGCCCGGCGCGACGUGCUUCUCGUUCCAGGCAGACGGAGACGUCACUCGUGCAGCGGCGCAGCUGACAUAUGGAGAGGCGCUCGAGAUCGUUCUUGAGACGAGCUCGCAUCUGCGCGAACGACUCGGCGCAGCGGCGCAAGCUCCGGUCGUGGCGGUGUGGCUCGAGAAGUCGCUUGAGCUUCCGCUGGCGGUCCUAACCGCCACAUUCGCUGGUGCGACCUGGCUGCCGUUCGACCACGAUGCCCCUGCUGCCCGUGUCACCGUGUGCAUGCAGGAUGCCGGCGUCUCCGUCCUCAUCUGCGACGAAGAGCACGAGGCCCGGGCGCGAGCCGCUGCCUCGGCCGCCGCCGGCAGCCCGAUCGAGGUCCACACUUUUGCGCAACUGCGAGCCAGCGCUGCUCGCACUCCCGCGCGGACACCCGCUCCCCGGCCGUCGGAGGAUGCCACCGCCUAUAUCAUCUACACCAGCGGCACCACCGGCACGCCCAAGGGCAUUGCUAUUCCCCACUCGGCGGCGCUGCGCUUCCUCCUCAGCGAGAAUGCCGUGCUGGGCAUUCGGGCCGACGACGUGGUCUGGGCCGGCUUCUCGCCCGCGUUUGACAUGUGGGUCGAGUCGGUGUGGAUCGCGCUCGCCGCCGGUGCCCACGUCGUUCUGGGCAGCCGGUCGCAGUGCCUCGACGUGACGUCGCUUGGAGGAGCCGACGGCGUGUGGGCGCAGCGCGGCGUCACGGUGGUGCACGCGGUGCCCUCGCUCAUGGGCAUCCUCACGAUGGACGAGUCGAGCGCGUCCGGCUCGGAGCUGCCGCGCUGCCUCCGCCUGGUGAAUCUCGGAGGCGAGGCCUGUCCGCCGGCCCUCGUCGCGCGCCUCUGGCGGCCCGAUUUGCGCCUCUGGAACACGUACGGGCCCACGGAGACGACGGUGUCUUGCACGAUCGCCGAGCUGCGGCCACACGAGCCGGUGACCAUCGGUGCGACGCUGCCGGGCUAUACCGGUCUGCUCCUGCCCAUCGACGACGGCGAGGGAACUAGUGCGAGGCGCGCGUUGGAGCCGCUUCGCCCGGCGCCUGGCACGGAAGGCGAACUCGUCAUUGGCGGCCCGUGUGUCGGUUCCGGAUACGUCGGCCGCCCGGCGCUGACGGCCGAGAAGUUCAUCGUCAUCGACGGGCAGCGGUGCUACCGGACAGGCGACCGCUGCCGUCUGGACGGCCAGGGGCAGCUCGCCUUCCUCGGUCGCAUCGACACGCAAGUCAAGCACCGUGGCUUCCGCAUCGAGCUCGGCGAGAUUGAGGGGCAGCUGUGCAGUCAAGCGGGCGUGCAGGCUGCGGCAGUCAUUCUGGCUGGUCCAGAGGGCUCGCAGCGCCUCGAGGGCUACGUUGUGCGGCAGCAGGGAUCGAGCGGGACCGCCGGCUUGCGAGAGGGGCUCAAGGCCUCCCUGCCGUCGUACAUGAUCCCCGAGGCCUUCUUUGAGCUCUCGAAGGAGGAGAUGCCGCGCCUGCCGAGCGGCAAGAUCAACGCAAAGGGACUCCACGACAUCUCGGCCAAAAGGCGUGCCCAGGAAGAGGCUGCGCAGGCGCAGAUCUCGGCAGCCAAGUCCGUCGCAAGCCAGGAGUCCGGCAAUUUAACGCUCGACCGCAUUCUCGACGGCCUGGCGAGUGUGUUCCCUCACUGCAAGCAGGUGCUCGCGCAGGACGACAUCUUCGACGAUCUUGGCGGCCACAGUCUCGUCUGCGCGGUGCUCGUGUCGCGCCUGCGGUGCCAUCCCGGUCUGAAGCAGCUCGGCCUGGCGGACAUCUACGAGUGCCGCACCGCGGAGGCAAUCGCAGCGCGCUUCUCGGAUGUCGAUGCGGCCUCCGAGUUCGACGAGAAGACGACGCUGAGCGCUGCUGCCCCGCCGCGCGACAGGCCCGUCUCGGCGCUCCGGCAUGCCCUGUGCGGCACGGCGCAGCUGCCUGUCAUCCUUUUCCUCUUCUUCAUCGUCUCGCUCGAGAUCCUCAUGCCCUAUCUCCUCUUCGACUUUCUGCUCUCGUACGGCGUUGCGUCCGCCAUCUUUGGCGCCUACGGCGUGUUCGUCGUGCUUCCGCCUGCGGUGGCGCUCUGCGGCGUGCUGGGCAAGUGGGCGUUCCUCGGCCACGCGCGCGAGGGCUCGCAUCGGCUGUGGGGCUUCCAGUACUUUCGCUGGUGGGCAGCGGACCGCUUCACGGACCUUGUCCCGGUCAAGGCAAUCGCCGAGUCACCGCUGUAUCCCACGAUGCUACGCCUGCUCGGCGCCAAGAUCGGAGCGCACUGCCACCUGGGGCACAUGCAGAUCGGUGCAGCGGCAGACCUGGUCAGCAUCGGAGACGACGCCGUUGUUGGGUCCGACGUCGUUCUGAGCGUGUCCGUCGUCGACGAGACCGGCCGACUGGUCAUGCGGCCCGUUCACAUCGGCAACGGCGCAUCGAUUGGCUCGAACUCGCUCCUCGAAGGCGGCAGCCGCGUCGAGGACGACGGCGAGCUCGCGCCCAUGUCGAUGCUGCCCAGUGGCGCGACGGUGCCGUCCGGAGAGCGAUGGUGCGGCAGCCCUGCGCGUUUCGAGCGCCUCGUUGCCGACGUCGGCCACGGCAGGGCGAGCCGGCCGUCGUUCUGGCGCCGCGCAUGCCUGACAGUCGCCUACACGCUGCUGGCGGCACUCGCGCUGCCGGCACUCUACCUGGCUCCGCAGAUUCCGGGUCUGAUGCUCUACGACUACGUGCAGCCGCGCAACACAACACACUGGGCCUGGGUAGCGAUCGCAGGCAUUCCUGUGGCAUGCGGCUACAUCGUGCUCGUCUUUGUCGAGCUCGUCGCUGUCCGCUGGCUGGUGCGCGGCCGCCAGCUCGUGCCCGGCACGUACCCGACCGCCUCGCUCUUCUACGUGCGGAAGUGGUUCACCGACCGCGUGAUGGAUGCGUCGCUCGACAUUCUGCACCCCGUCUACGCCACGCUGUACGCAGUUCCCUUCCUGCGUGCGGUGGGAGUCCAGAUCGGCCAUGGCGCCGAGGUCUCGACGGCGCGCGGCAUCAACGAGCUCAGCGUCAUCGGCGACGAGGCGUUCAUUGCCGAUGCGGUACUCAUGGGCGACUCGGAGAUCCGCGGCAACAAGCUGACGCUCAAGGUCACGACCAUGGAGCCGCGCUCGUUUGCGGGCAAUGCCUCGCUGCUGCCUGCCGGCACGACACUUGGCACGGGCUCGCUCGUCGGCGUGCUGUCCCUUCCGCCCGCGGGCCAGCCGCUGGAGGCAGGCACGUCCUGCUUCGGCUCUCCGGCCGUGCUCAUGCCGCGGCGGCAAGAGCUGUCGCAGACCUACGACGACAAGACGCUCUUCUCGCCGACGCCGUGGCUGCGCGCGCAGCGCCUCUUCAUCGAGGGCCUGCGCAUCGUCCUGCCGCGCAUCGUCAUCGUGUAUGGCCUCGGCUUCGGCGUGUUCCUCUUCGAGGACCUGUGGAACCGCAUCGGCUGGGCCGCCGUCGCCACGCUGCCCAUCUUCUACUUCUUCCUCUUUGCGCUGCCCGCCGUCGGCCUGACGAUUCUUGCCAAGUGGAUCCUCGUCGGCGCGUACCGUCCGGACGCCUGGCCGCUGUGGAGCCUCAACGUGUGGCUCAGCGAGGCCGUCACCUCUACCUUUGAGACGCUGGCGGAGCCAUUGUGCCUGUCGCACCUCGUCGGCACGCCCUUCCUGCCGACCAUCUUCUGGCUGCUCGGCACGAACAUGGGCAAGCGCGUCUUCCUCGGCGCCGCCGACAUUACCGAGUACGACCUCGUGUCGAUCGGCGACUAUGCCGCCGUCAACGCGCACGCGGGGCCGCAGUCGCACCUGUUCCAGGACCGCGUCAUGGCGAUGGACCACGUGCGCAUCGGCGCCGGCGCGACGAUGAAGCCGUACUCGAUUGCGCUGCCGGGCUCGGUCGUCAUGGCGGGCGCCACGCUCGGCUCGCUCUCGCUGCUGAUGAAGGGCGAGACGGCCGACGGCGGCGUCGUGUGGGAGGGCAUCCCGGUGCGGCCGCGCGUGCCCGUGCGGCCGGUGAAGAGCGCUGCGGUCUGAACAUUUAGGAUCUGUGUCACCUUGUCCGAGGCUGCUCUAAUCUAGUACUGUGCCGACG